Molecule: messenger RNA, 2854 nt
Organism: Balaenoptera ricei (Rice's whale)
Lineage: Eukaryota; Metazoa; Chordata; Mammalia; Artiodactyla; Balaenopteridae
Gene: FZD8
Product: frizzled class receptor 8
Exons: 1
Coding region: 777-2849 (690 amino acids)
Biological process (GO): canonical Wnt signaling pathway; non-canonical Wnt signaling pathway
Cellular component (GO): plasma membrane
Molecular function (GO): Wnt-protein binding; Wnt receptor activity
Source: RefSeq, a predicted model, not a curated record
CAGCGGGGUCGGAGCGGGAAGUUGGCGAGGGGCUCUGCUCCCGCCGAGGAGGAGGCGGCGGCGGGGCGCUGGCGCGCCGCUCAGGUGUCCGCUCCGCCUUCCGGCCUGAAUUUAGCUCCGUGAGUCCAGCGAGAAGGGGACCGCCGACACCUCGCCCUACUGCCGGCCGGAGCGCGACGCGGACUUCCACCGGAGGCGGGGCCCGUCAUCCCGGCGGCGGACCGACGGACCGACGCCGGGGACAGAGGGCGGUGGCCUCGGUGGAGGCGGGCCCCGAACCCCGGCGGCAGCCGCGCGGCCUUAGGGGCGAGCAUGAGCCCCGGGACGCCGAAAGGGGGCCGCAGGGGCUGAACCGGGCGCGGAGCGGCCUGGCCCAGCCAUCUUGACUGCGCACAGCGGCCCGCCCGAGAGGAAACUUGCUGCGCCGCCGCCCUAGGUGCCCGGCAAAGUCACCGGCGCGCGCGGAGAAAGCGAGCGAGAGAGGGACGAUGAGCCGGGGGCCGGCCACUCUGCCCUGCGAGGGCUGAGCCCGGCCGGAGUGAGCGGGGCAGACCCGGGGACCGGGGUGCCCUCCGGCAGCCACCCUCGUCUCCCGCAGCGCCGUGAGGACGCGUCCCGCGAAGGGACCAGGCUAUCGGCAGACCCCCCUCCCGUGAGAGGCAGGAGAGAGCCUGGCAGGGCGCCCUCUCUCCCCUCCUCCGGCGCUCUUGCAGGAUCUCCCAGCGCCCCUCCGCGCGCCGCCCGGAGGGCGAAGGCGCGUGGCCGAGGCGCGCAGCAUGGAGUGGGGUUACCUGUUGGAAGUGACCUCGUUGCUGGCCGCCCUGGCGCUACUGCAGCGCUCCAGCGGCGCUGCGGCCGCCUCGGCCAAGGAGCUGGCGUGCCAGGAGAUCACCGUGCCGCUAUGCAAGGGCAUCGGCUACAACUACACCUAUAUGCCCAACCAGUUCAACCACGACACGCAGGACGAGGCGGGCCUGGAGGUGCACCAAUUUUGGCCGCUGGUGGAGAUCCAGUGCUCGCCCGACCUCAAGUUCUUCCUGUGCAGCAUGUACACGCCCAUCUGCCUGGAGGACUACAAGAAGCCCCUGCCUCCCUGCCGCUCGGUAUGCGAGCGCGCCAAGGCCGGCUGCGCGCCCCUCAUGCGCCAGUACGGCUUCGCCUGGCCCGACCGCAUGCGCUGCGACAGGCUGCCCGAGCAGGGCAACCCUGACACGCUGUGCAUGGACUACAACCGCACCGACCUCACCACGGCCGCGCCCAGCCCGCCGCGGCGCCCGCCGCCGCCGCCGCCGCCCGGCGAGCAGCCGCCCUCCGGCAGCGGCCACGGCCGCCCGCCCGGGGCCCGGCCCCCGUCCCGCGGCAGGGGCGGCGGCGGGGACGCGGCUGCGCCCCCCGCGCGCGGCGGCGGCGGCAGUGGCGGCGGAGGCGGGAAGGCGCGGCCCCCUGGCGGCGGCGCGGCGCCCUGCGAGCCGGGCUGCCAGUGCCGCGCGCCCAUGGUGAGCGUGUCCAGCGAGCGGCACCCUCUCUAUAAUCGCGUCAAGACGGGCCAGAUCGCCAACUGCGCGCUGCCCUGCCACAACCCGUUCUUCAGCCAGGACGAGCGCGCCUUCACCGUCUUCUGGAUAGGUCUGUGGUCGGUGCUCUGCUUCGUGUCCACCUUCGCUACCGUCUCCACCUUCCUCAUUGACAUGGAGCGCUUCAAGUACCCCGAGCGGCCCAUCAUUUUCCUCUCGGCCUGCUACCUCUUCGUGUCCGUUGGCUACCUGGUGCGCCUGGUGGCGGGCCACGAGAAGGUGGCGUGUAGCGGCGGCGCCGGGGCCGCAGGCGGGGCGGGGGGCGCCGGGGGCGCGGCGGCGGGCGCGGGGGCGGCGGGCGCGGGCGCGGGCGGCCCGGGCGGGCGCGGCGAGUACGAGGAGCUGGGUGCCGUGGAGCAGCACGUGCGCUACGAGACCACGGGCCCGGCGCUGUGCACCGUGGUCUUUCUGCUCGUCUACUUCUUCGGCAUGGCCAGCUCCAUCUGGUGGGUGAUCCUGUCGCUCACGUGGUUCCUGGCGGCGGGCAUGAAAUGGGGCAAUGAGGCCAUCGCCGGCUACUCGCAGUACUUCCACCUGGCCGCGUGGCUCGUGCCCAGCGUCAAGUCUAUCGCCGUGCUGGCGCUCAGCUCGGUGGACGGCGACCCGGUGGCGGGCAUCUGCUACGUGGGCAACCAGAGCCUGGACAACCUGCGCGGCUUCGUGCUGGCGCCGCUGGUCAUCUACCUCUUCAUCGGCACCAUGUUCCUGCUGGCCGGCUUCGUGUCGCUCUUCCGCAUCCGCUCGGUCAUCAAGCAGCAGGGCGGCCCCACCAAGACACACAAGCUGGAGAAGCUCAUGAUCCGCCUGGGCCUCUUCACCGUGCUCUACACCGUGCCCGCCGCCGUCGUAGUCGCCUGUCUUUUCUACGAGCAGCACAACCGCCCGCGCUGGGAGGCCACGCACAACUGCCCGUGCCUGCGGGACCUGCAGCCGGACCAGGCGCGCCGGCCCGACUACGCCGUCUUCAUGCUCAAGUACUUCAUGUGCCUGGUGGUGGGCAUCACGUCGGGCGUGUGGGUCUGGUCCGGCAAGACGCUCGAGUCGUGGCGCGCGCUGUGCACCCGCUGCUGCUGGGCCAGCAAGGGCGCUGGCGCGGCGGGCGCGGGCGCGGCGGGGGGCGGCCCGGGGGGCGGGGGCCCGGGGGCCGGCGGGGGCGGGGGGCCGGGCGGCGGGGCGGGCUCCCUGUACAGCGACGUCAGCACCGGCUUGACGUGGCGGUCUGGCACGGCCAGCUCCGUGUCUUAUCCAAAGCAGAUGCCAUUGUCCCAGGUCUGAGCGGA